This is a messenger RNA of Calidris pugnax (ruff), 10370 nucleotides long. RefSeq names its product ferric-chelate reductase 1-like (gene FRRS1L). The record is from RefSeq and is a predicted model, not a curated record. Bases 1 to 1113 code for a protein of 370 amino acids. Lineage: Eukaryota; Metazoa; Chordata; Aves; Charadriiformes; Scolopacidae. The transcript has 6 exons. Gene Ontology annotation, biological process: regulation of glutamate receptor signaling pathway.
AUGCCGCCCUACUGCUCCAAAGUGUGGAGACGUGAAUUAACGCCCUCCGCUCGGUGCGGCCAGGCGCACGCCGCUGGUGCGGCGAGGCGGGACGGGGUGGUGGGCAGGCGGCGGGGCCGGCCCGGUGCGGGGGAGGGCAGGGCCGGGCCGGGCCGGGCGGUUGGCGGCCGUUGGCGGCGGUUGGCGGCCGUUAGCGGCGGUUGGCGUUCAGCACGAAGGCCAGCGCCCGCCGCCAUCUUUCGCCCGCCCGGCCCUGCCGCCCCGGGGACCGGGACCGGGAGCGCUGCUGGGGGGGGAGCCCCGGGAAUCCUGACCGACAGCCGAACCCCCGGGCCCGGGAGUCCCCGUCCCUUCACCCCCCAGGGCGGGGGCCGGGGCAGCCCCCGGCGGGCGGCAGAGUCCGGGGAAAGGUUUGAUUUUGAUUUUGAUUUAUUAAAUCUGUAUAAACAGAUUUAUUCUGUUUAUACAGGUUACCCUUUCCCUACUGCUCCUCCUGUGGAUCCGUUUGCAAAAAUCCGAGUGGAUGACUGUGGAAAAACCAAGGGAUGCUUCAGGUACGGCAAACCUGGAUGCAAUGCAGAGACUUGUGACUACUUCCUAAGUUACCGCAGAAUAGGAGCUGAUGUUGAAUUUGAGUUGAGUGCUGAUACUGAUGGCUGGGUGGCGGUGGGAUUUUCCUCAGACAAGAAAAUGGGAGGAGAUGAUGUCAUGGCUUGUGUUCAUGAUGAUAAUGGAAGAGUCCGAAUACAGCACUUCUAUAAUGUUGGUCAGUGGGCUAAAGAAAUCCAGAGAAAUCCUGCUAGAGAUGAAGAAGGGGUUUUUGAAAACAAUCGUGUAACAUGUCGAUUCAAGCGUCCGGUAUAUGUUCCCCGAGAGGAAACCAUCGUAGAUCUGCACUUGAGUUGGUACUAUCUGUUUGCUUGGGGUCCAGCAAUUCAGGGUUCUAUAACUCGUCAUGAUAUAGACUCACCACCUGUAUCAGAGCGUGUUGUCAGUAUUUACAAGUAUGAAGAUAUUUUCAUGCCAUCAGCUGCCUAUCAGACCUUCUCCUCUCCAUUCUGCUUGCUCCUCAUUGUUGCACUGACCUUCUAUUUAUUGAUGGGAACCCCAUGACCGAUGGAAGAUAGCAAGAAUUUGUCAGCGGAAGUUUCUCAGGAUGGACUGCCCUACGGAUGGACGAUGCAUUUUUCUAUUGGAAUUUAUAUCACACCACCAUCAUCAUCUAGCUGCUUUCAGACAUAGUUAGCUUCUCAGAAGAAUGAAAUAACCAUCUCCUUUGAGUGGCAGAGUGGUGGCAAAUCAUUUAAGAAUAAUCAGUGAACAAAUCAGUGUUGUGACUACUUGCUUAAAGAAAAGGAGACUUUUGUAAAAUCAAUAUGUGUGUGUGUGCGCGCGUGUGUAUGUGUGUUUGGGAGGGGUGUCUGUAUGUGUGUUUAGGUGAAUUUAGUAAUGGACAUCUUAUCAAAUAACAAAAUUGCCUUCCAAAUUGCUCCCAGAAAGCAAAUUUGGGAAAACAUUAUAACGCUGUUUGGUAGUUCUGAUGCAGACAGCACAGCUCCAAGUGCAGUUUCUGAACUUAAGAUCAAGAUACCAACAUAGCAGUAUAAAACCUGCCCUUCAGUAACGGACAAAUCUCCCAGAUGUUUUUGUAUUUAUCAAGGUUUACUUGCUCUGGUACUUUCCAAAACUAAACCUGCAUAAUCAAGCAUUAACAUGAUUUUUUUCAAUGGAAAAAAGGUGGUGAAUGUCUAUAACAUAGUGCUUCAACAGCCUUCUUGAAAGAAAUGGCUACUUCUUUUAUGAGUGAGAUAUAAAGUUAUUUUAACAAAGGGAAGGAAGAAUACAGUAAUGUAAAUUCUCCAUAUAUAGGAAAAAACAGGUGUAAAACAUAGAGAAUACAGAAGUUCCCAAGAAGCCAUAGGACGUCCUCCUAAUAGAUUAAACCAUUUCUUUUCCUCUUUUUGUGAAAAAACAGUAUUAUUGCUGACAUGUAAAUAUGUUUUUAAGCAGUUGUGGAGUAGUACAAAGUAAUCUGUUUUUCCGUGUUGUAUGCCUGUAUAUCUGUUCAUGUUAAAGAUGGAUAUGGGCAGCUGGUGUUAACUUGCAAAGAAAUGGAAAUAUAGUUGAGAUUAUUUGUUAUGAAAGGUAGGGAUUAAUAAGAAGAGCAGUAUCUUUACUUUCAUCAAACUAUUGCUAAAAUGAAGUUACUGUGGAAAAAGAUGAGCUAAAGAGGAAAUACAUUACAUUUUUAAAUCACCAAUAAAUGUUACAAAGAUGUUAACAAGUGUUACUGAAAUUGAAAGUGUCAAGUGGUACUUAAGAGCCACAGAAAUUUAUGAAAAACUUUGAUUUCUUGUGGAGAAUUUCUGUUCUUCACAUAACAGGAAGUGUAUGACGUAUACAUGUAGCAGUCAAAUGUGCUUAGAUAGAUAAGGCUGCUCACUCCCCAACUUGCAUUAAAAUUCUCUUUAAAUAGAAUUAAAAAAUUGAUUGUGGCAAAGUUCCAUCUAAUGUGGUAUGCUUGAGGACUCUGUAACACAGGAUCUGGCAAAGUAUGUGAUGAGCCGCAUUUCUAUUUUCAUGGCUACAUAGAGUAAAAAGAGUAACUAGCUUUGCUGGGUUUGCAUCAUUAUUCACAGACUGAAGUUUGUAGACUAAUAUUCUUCAGGCUCAGCCUUCUUCAAAUCUAUGCUUAUAGCAUAUGAAAUGGGUUUGAAGAGGAAUUUACUUCCAUCACAAACAAUUUAUCCCUAUUUCAAAAAGAAGAUUGCUUAGUAGUAUAUACUUUUAUUGAUAUCUUUAAGAAUUUGUUCACUAAAAAUUGCUGGACUAGAGUUCAGGAGGGGAAGAGAAAUUCGGAAUGAAGUGAAAUUUAAAAGUGCAUGUAAUCGCUUGAUUUAGUGUAAAUUACUUCUCUCAAGUUGGAUUGUCUACUCAUCAUCUGAUGAAAUACAUAGUGGAAAUCACCUAAUAAGGAAGAUUGGCUUUGGUCCAUCAGAGCUGUAAAGCUGAGCCUUAAGAUUGACUGAAGCAGAGAGCUGAAGCCUUGGAUAAUGAGUUUUAUACUCAGCAACCAGGUGAAGUGAAGAAAUCAUUAGGGCAAAUUCUUUUUCCCUUGUGCUAAUUUGCAGGCAGCUGAGAGAGUUGACAUGCUGCACUUCCUUCUCAGAGAUCACAGCCAUUUAAAGUAGCCGUGGGGUUGCUUUAGUUUAUGGCCUUGUAUUUACUGUUUUAUUUUCAGGUAUUUACCUAAUUACCCACUAAAGGGCUAAUCUAAUAAUUGUGAAGUGCUAAAGUAGGAUAGAAACACAUUUUGGCUCCUCUUUUCUUCUUUAAUGCAGCGCUGGAUUUAGGAUAGCAUGGGUGGACCUGAGCAUAGAGGUACGUUAAAGGUGACAAUAAUAAUAGAGAGAUAAAUGUGUAGCAUCCAUAGAGCUGCCUUCCACUUAUAUGGAGUCAGCUGUGUUUAAAGUCCAGGCUCUAAAGCAACAGCAGAUUCAGAGCAGAGGCAAAGCUGCUCUUCACAGUGCACAAGGAAUGUCCCAUGUAAAGUGUAUCUGCUUCAGUCUUCAGCUGUCCCCCGACUUCUCAGCUAAGGUAAAAAUACUGUUUCUUUUCUGGUCACUAGGUUAAGUGUGCUGGCUGGUGUUUUUGUCAUAUUUUUCUCUUGUUGAAGUAUUAGCAGAAAUGUGCACAUCAAAGUACCUAACUAACACUAAUUAAGUAUUUCUAAUCAAACGGGAGGAAUAAAAGUCCACAGCAAGCCCCAAACCAACCCAUUCUUUGGUAUUUCAACUGAUGGCUGAGUUUAGCUAGUAAACUGUUCCAGAAUUUUGCAUAUUACUUGCCAGAUAGUAAAGCUGUAAUUCCUGCUCUAAACACUUUGCAGGUAGCAGAAGUAAAACAGAAGAAAGUGUAAGGAGAGUUGAAAGCUGAAAAUAACUAUGGCAAAUUAAAAGCAAGAGUUGGGGUAAGUUUCUUUCACUAAAAGAAGUUUGCUGUCUUGUGGUGUUUUGUCUGAGAGUUGCUCUUUAGAGUUGGAAAAGCAGGAAUAGGAGAUUCAAGUUGACAAACAAAGAAGGUGCAAGUGCUUAGAAAUUAGCAGUUGGGAAGAAAUAUGAGAAUAAGAAGGCCAUAAGAUAAACAAAAAGGCUUUCACUCAAUGGCACUUAACUUUGUAUGAUAUUUGAUAAGUCUUAACAUUUGAGUGGGCAUAAUAACUUGUCAUGGAAGGUAUUUUGGUUCUCAUGGGUUUUUUCCUUUUAAUAUUGAAAAACAGGAUUGAUCCCUGUUAUACAAAGUACUACAAAGUAGUACAUAUAUACUACACUACGAAGUCAUUUUUUUGGAAGUAAUUUUUAAAUUAUUAGAUAAUUUCAAAUAGUUUUUCAUAUUUCUCUAAUUGACAGGUAUGUUGUAGUUUAACCCCAGCCAGUAACUAGGACCAUACAGCUGCUUGCUUGCACUGCCCACCCCCCACCUCCCGAAGUAGGACAGGGAGAAGAGGGAGAAAAAGGAGGGGUGAAAAAUGAAAAAAAAAACCCAAACAACUCAUGGGUUGAGAUAAAGACAGUUUAAUAGGACAGCAAUGAAAAGGGGGGAAAAAAAAAAAAAGAUAGUAGUGGUAAAAGAAUAUACAAAAUAAAGUGAUGCAACACAAAUUGCUCUCACCACCCGAUGAUCAAUUGCCCAGCUCAUCUGAGCAGAGAUCACAGAUCCCUGCCCAGCCCCCAUAAUAUACUGAGCAUGACGUCUAUCGUAUGGAAUAUUCCUUUGGUCAGCUUGUUCUGUCUAUGCUCCUUCUCAGCUUCUGUGGAAGCUGAAAAAGUCCUUGACUUACUGUAAAAGUUACUUAGCAACAAGUCAAAUAAUAUAUUUUAUCAGUAUUAUUCUCAUACUAAAUCCAAAACACAGCAGCUACUAGAAGAAAAUUAACUCUAUCCCAGCUGAAACCAAGACAAGGUACCAAUACAAACUAGAGCAAAAGGUCUCCUUUGGGAGAGGAGGCAGAUGUUUCCUCUCCAAAUCAAAUAAUUUUUAGUUUCCUUAUGGUGACUACUAGCAAACAGUUGUUAAAUAACAUGUUUCCAAAGUGCUUUGAUUUUGUGAAUUCCUUGCUGCAGGGUGACCUAAUACAGAAGCAUGAAGUUUAGAAAGUGCGUGUUUAGAGUAUGGUGUCCUUUGGGAAUUUGACUAUUAAUUAGGAAGAUAGAACUGGCAAAGACCAUAAGGCAUUAAUUGAUGUCCUUAUAUAUGUUCCUUCUACGCAGAACACAAUUCAGUUGUGACCGUUGCUUGUUACAUUAACCAUAUUAUCACCCUUUGCUCACUCUGUCUGUCUCAUCUAGAAGAUUUUAUACUUAGUUUGUAAGUUAGUUGGAAGAGAAAUUAGCUGUUUAUAUUUGUGACAGUACCUAUGGCAAAAGGACCUUGUUUUUGACUGCAAUGUCUGACUGGUACCAUACUACAAAUAAUAAUCUAGGCCUGAAACCACAUUAAAAAUAAGUAGGAUAGGAAAGAGAGAAAAAUAAGCAGAGUAAAAUUACUUGCAGGAAUUUAUUUUUUAUUUUGUUGGAAUCAAAUAACUAUGUAUAUUUUUAUGUGUAGGUGAGAUAAUCCUAGAUGCUAAUUGAUUCCCCUCCAAAAAAACCCUUUGCUGAUUUGAAAAUGUCAUUGGUUACUGGAUGAUGCUUUCUCCAAAACUUUAUUAUUAUAAGGGAAAUACUCGGUUUUGGAAAGAGAACAUAUUGAUGAGAAAAGUUUGAAAUCCCUCUGUGGCAUACUUGUCCUAUUUGGUUGGUUUUGCAAUGCUUGGAUAGCAAGAAAAUUAACACUUAUGGUCUCCCUAAUCUGACGAAACACCCAGACUGUGUUAAAAGUUGACAAACUGUUAAGUCAGUUUGGCACUGACUUCUCCAGUUUCCAGCACUUGUAGACAGCAAACCCGGGUUUUGAAGUUCAGUGGGGACACCAUGUCCUGGGUCUGAACCAAGAAGAAUGGCCCUGCAACUGCCUCCAUAUACUCAGUGGCCACUGCGAAAUGGAAAUAACAAAGAGCACAACCCAUCCUGUGCCAAAUCCCUUAAAUAUGUGUACCUUCUUUUGCCAGACUGUCGAUGGUGUUCUUACUGUGAGUGUUAAUGUCUAGUCUUCCUCUGAAAAGUACUAUGCUCCUUGUCACCAACCUGUGUACUGUCCCCACUUCCACAGAUACUUUAUGCUAUUUAGUGAGGUGAUCCUGGGAAGUUUUAGCCCAGCUGUGAAGAGGAGUUAGUGGGUAAGGAGGACUGACACACAGCUGUUGUCAUGAUUAUCCAGGUCACAAUUAGAAAUCUGUGUCAUUAACAAUAUCCCAGUUAUCUGUAAGUCAAUAAUUGCUAUAAGUUUGAGGGGAAAAUGCAGGUGUCCCUAUUUUUUGUCUGUCUUCUCCUUACUUUCCCAUCUAUCCAGUGCAUCAGACAUUUGAAAAGAAGUAAAUUAUUCUCCUCUGUCUGAUCUUUCUGAUCACUUCUGGGUCCACUGGAAGUUUGCACCAUGCCAUAAUCUAGAGACAGAAUUAAAGCUUAUAUACAGACUUUGUAACUUUCAUUAGCAUUUGAACUGCAUUUUGUGACUCCUUGUUUUCCUUGGUUUCACACACCGAUGUGUAGCAGGUGUACUUACCUUCCUCCCUUUUAUUUUUUCAAGAUGUUUAAAUAGUUUCCCCAAAGUAAAGUAUUUGGUAAUAGCUUUAGGAGAAGGAAAUAAGUAUUUCACAGAACUACAGAAGGUCUAAUAUGACUUAUUUUCAGAGAUAUCUAUUGUGAGAGUGCUAGUAUUUUAUGCAAAGUGUGACUUUGUAUAGAGCCUUAGAUUUAUGAUAGCAGUGGGAACACAUUUAAAUAUUGCAAUUGUUCCAGUGCUUUGUGGAGCUGUGUAUGUGCAUAACCUGCGGGAACUGGCAUCCUCUGCUUCAACCCUGACUCCUCAGCACGUAACGAAUGGGCAGAGCUGCCUGCUUCAAUGCCAUAAAGCGAGGCCCCAAACAGUUUGGGACAGAAGUGGUAGUAAGAGGUACGUACUACUUACUGGUAGUAAGGCUGAAUGACAAGGAAGGGCUAACAGUUCUGGCAUACGCCCUAUUUUUGCAUGGAUUUACAUGUGGCAGAGCCCGCCUGGCACUCCUCAUCACAAGCAAAUAUUACUGGAUGUGAAUGGGAGGGACAGAGUCUGACUUUAAGGAGAAUGUAGCUUUUCUGCAGGUCCUAGCUGUGUAAGGGCUGGUGUGAGCACGAGGUCAGACUGUGCCUCCCAAUGUGUGCCCCCGUGGAACUCCAAGGGAAGAGCCAGAGGCUUGAUCUUGCCUUUGGAGUUAUGAAAACCUGUCAAGACCCCAUAGACAGUAGAAACCAUUGGCUGCUGCGCAUAUACCUGGCCAUUUUACAAACUACAGCUGCAGCAGUUCAGGUAUUAAAAGAUGGAGGCUCUAGAUCUUUUCUUAACAGCUUUCGUUGUACAUCAUCUAUUUCCCUAGAUAAAAUUUCCUUAUCAGUAUUUCUGUAGCUGUGUUAGGGCCUAAUGCAGCUCUCCCUCAGCCUGCCCAGUGCAGAUAUGGAUCUAACUGGCAAGUUUUAAAGAAAAUCUCAAUUUUCUGAGCACAAAAAUUAAUCAAAAGAAAAUAAUUUAUAUUUACUGACCAUAUGUUAUCUUUUCACCACAUCUUUUUUCCAUAUCUAGUUAUUUCUGUGUAAUUUAUAUGUCAAGAUACUUUAUUUUUGCAGAUACAGAGUAAGAUCUAGGCAAACCUUCCUUUUCUAAGCCUGUUUUAUUAGUAUAAAAUAAUCACUUGGGUAACUUCUUUUUUUUUUUUAGUUUUUACAGUGAGUUUGUUAAAAUUAUAUAUGCUUGGACUUGGUUAUUUAACUUAUCUAAUUUGGGCUUAGAUACUGAGGCAAAAACAGUGUGAUUUUUGAAAUGUCAAGGAGGAUGUGUGCAGCUUGUGGAGCUGAUAGGUGUGAAAAAGCAGACUGAAAAGACAUUACUUUCUUUUAAAAUCUGUGAUUUGAAUUGGCAAUAGCAAUGGACCUGCUGUAAGGAAAGGGUCAGGUUUGUGUUUGGGUUUUUUUGGAUUGCUAAGCAGUUUGAAUUGCACUCAUUAGAAUCAUAGAAUAUCUCAGAUUGGAAAGGACCCGUAAGGAUCAUGGAGUCCAACUCCCUGCUCCUGGCAGAACUGCCUAAAACUAAACCAUAUGAGUAAGGGCAUCCUUCAGAUGCUCCUUGAACUCUAACAGGCUUGAUGCCAUGACCACUUCUCUGGGGAGCCUGUUCCUGUGACUGACCACCCUCGCAGUGAAGAACCUUUUCCUAAUGUCUAUCCUGAACUUCCCCUGGUGCAGCUUCAUAGUAAUUCACAACUGUUGCUUUUGCCCUACUUCUGUCUUUCUUAUCUAAGCAGGAUGUUCUUUCAAACUGCUGUAAGGCUGGAAUACGUGCAGGACUUCACAGUCCAUAUUUUAGAAGAGCUGCUGCUCUGUAUAGGCUAGUUUUGAUCUGCAAUUAGAGGCUAUUUAGGAAUGUACUUACAAGAUGAACUUUUAUAUGGCACUCCUAAAAACUUUCUGAAAGGUGGUGUGCUCUUUAUAGACUAGAGCGUUACAGAAUUACCUGGUAGAAUAAUUUAGAAACAGCUCAGAAAAUUACUACUUGCUCCAAUCCAUAUUUACAUUUUUAAAGAAGUAAUUGGAUUUUUCAAAAGUGCCGAGCAGCUGCAAAUCUGGAGUAGGCUCCAAUGCCUACUCAGGGCAGUGAACAUUUUAUGGCAACUAGCGAUUGCAAUGUGUUGCCUAAUUUAGUUUCACAUCUCUCCCAAGCUUGACAUCAUUCAGUUCAAUUUCAUAAGAUGGUAUUAGUAAAAGACUAAAUAAAGGAACAAUUCACUUAGGUUGUGUGCCAAGGAAUAAAAAAAUUCUUGCUGAUUUUUCACAACAGUGAUCUGCAAAGUUUAGAUUAAGGAAAAAUAUUUAGGCAGUGGAAAUUUCCGGAAGGUAUUUUUGUGUGUAUAAGUCUGAGAAUUAUACAAGAGAGUUUAAGAACAAAAGGGUAGAGACUGCUUUGGAGAUAAAAGACGACAAAACACAGAAUCCUACAUGUUUCCUGACUCUGGAACUAGCUGAUUUUUGGGGGUGCGGAGUGAUCCAGAAGAAUAUAUAGAAACCUGAGAUGUUACCUGCUAGGGUAUUAUGUUUGCAGGUUUUAUAUACUAAUUUUUUGUCACCUUCUUAGGUACAAAAAUUAGCCUCAUGUUAGUGUUUUUACAGUAUUACUUAAUUUUUUUUCGAGACAAGAUGGAACAAGAAUAAGUUCAAUAAGUCAAGAAAAUAUUAUCAUAUAAAGUAUUAGGAUAAUAGGAAAGGAAGCACAGAUAACAUAUUUAAAUUUAGGAGGAAAACAUUUUAUUAUUUAAUUAAAAAAUAUGAUAUCUGCUUCUGCAAUAUUGGACUGCUUGCAUAUAAAGCAAUGAUUUCUCUUUCUAUUUUUUUACAGUUGAUGAUACAAAAACAGUGAUAAAAAUUGAAAUAGAAAAAAUAACACAAUAGAUUUUCUCUAAAGCUGGAAGUAUCAUUCAAGUCUUGACACAGGUGGUCAAAGAUGAAAUUACAAACAUAUUAACUAAUUAGAAAAAUGAAAUGGUGGGACCCUGAUACUUGUGUGUGAUGUCCCCAGCCUUUAUUUAGGCAGAUCUAUUUUGUUAGCAUAUUUGAAGCAUCAUGAGUUCUGUUUAGGUUAAAAGAGAUGCCUAGUAUGCCUUGGUAUUUCUGAUUAAUAUAUCCUGAGGUCUGGUUUGCUUUAACUUCAUUGCAAAUAAGCAGGCUGUCAUAACUAUGUCAACUCUUGCCACUUUGUUUUGUAUUACAUGAAGUGUAAUAGUUGAACCUGAAAUGUCAUCUCUACUUUUUGACUUUGUUCAGCAUUCUUAAGACUAAUACAUAGAAAAACAUACAAAUAAGCAACUUGUAACUAUAGUGCUAAGUGGUGUUCUGCAUUCUUUAUUCCAGGCUCCAUUCUGUAUGCCAAUAACAAACAUCCACAUAAAGUUAAUGAGCAUUUGGUGGGGUAGGAGUACAGAACUGGGGUUUUUAGCCCAGAAGUACAUCAUCAAACUUCUUUGUAUUUAUUCACUAGUUUUUUCAGAAAAAUAACACCGAAUGAAUGCAUAAUUAAAUUAUGGUGACCUACAGGACUACUUUACAAUCACUGCAUGCCAUAAAAUAUUGCUUUGUAACAUCUGUUUUAUACUAAAAGUUGGUGUUCAAGUGCGCCUUGUUAGCUAUUUGACAGUGACAGACAACAAUAUUUAUAAGCCUGUUAUAAUAAAUGUCUUUUGAGUCUAA